CGCCUUCGCACGAGCUGCGUUUCGUCGCCGGCCCCGUCCCCCGCGCGCGUGUAUUGCGCCGCCCGCGCCCCCCGCGCACCCCGCGACUUGCCGUCUCGCCCGCAUUCUAGUCGUGGGUGUCGCGCCGUGCAGUCCUCGCGUGUGCCGCCGAACUCAGUGCGCCGUUUGUGAGUGCUUUGAUAUCCCGCACGAGUGUCAGUGUGACGGAGGACCAGGCGCGUCGACGCGGAGGAUGUUAACAGCCCACGAUAGCAGCUGUUGACGUCCGCAGAAGCCAGCCCUUCGGCAACUUUUACUCUCGCCCCGCUCCCCACACCCCCUCCAAGAUUGCUGCCACCAUGGGUCGGAAGAAAAUACAAAUAUCCCGGAUUACGGACGAACGGAAUCGACAGGUGACCUUCAACAAACGCAAAUUCGGCGUUAUGAAAAAAGCCUACGAAUUGAGCGUGCUCUGCGACUGCGAGAUCGCCUUGAUAAUCUUCAGCUCUAACAACAAACUGUACCAGUAUGCCAGCACGGACAUGGACAAGGUUCUACUAAAGUACACAGAAUACAACGAGCCACACGAAUCGCUGACCAAUCGCAACAUCAUCGAGGCACUAACGAAGAAAGAGCAUAAGAACGGAGUGAUGUCGCCGGACAGCCCUGAAGCAGAGCCAGAAUACAACUUGACCCCACGGACCGAAGCCAAAUACUCGAAGAUUGAUGAAGAAUUUCAAAUGAUGAUGCAAAGGAACCAGUUGAACGGAAGCCGCGUGGGCGUCAGCGUAACGGGCAGCAAUUACAACCUGCCCGUGAGCGUGCCCGUCGGCAACUACGACCAGUCGCUACUCCAAGCUAGUCCACAGAUGCACCCCUCGAUCAGUCCACGGCCAUCCUCUUCAGAAACCGAUUCAGUAUAUCCAAGCGGCGGAAUGUUGGAGAUGUCGAACGGGUACGGCGGGGCGGGCUCGCCGCUGGGCGCGGGGUGCACACCGUCCCCCUCGCCGGGGCCCGCGCCCUCCCCGCACCGGCACCACAGUGCGCACGCGCACAAAGCGCACUCGCACGCACCGCCGCCACACCACUCGCCCCGCCACAACAACCUACGCGUCGUCAUACCCGGAUCAAUGCCACCGCCACAGGAUGACAUCUCAUAUACUGGAGAGACACCGCUCAGCUACUCAGGACUCGGCAAUUUCGGACCACAGGACUUCAGCAUGACAUCUGACAUGGGCAUCGGACUCACGUGGGGCGCACACCAGCUCCAGACGUUACAGCACAACAGGUACAUUAACAGUCUACCAGUGCUGGGCGGGGGCGGAGGGACACCGCCACCCGCAGCGUCGCCUAGCAACGUGAAGAUCAAAGCGGAGCCGGUGUCACCGCCGCGCGCCGCCGAACUGUUACACCGCGCGCCGCCGCCUGCGCCCGCGCCGCAGCCCGCUCAUCAGCUCUCUGCAGUAAUUGAUGGUAACCUGUACAUUGCAGGUUCGGUAUCGUCGAGUAACAUGGGCUCGCCGGGCGGGCCGGGCGGGCAGGACAUGCGCCACAGCGUGCCGCUCGACUACGAGCAGCCGCACACGAAGCGGCCGCGCAUCGAGGGCUGGACCACAUAGCUAGCCCACGAGGCCUUCGGUGCGUACCCGAGGCCGCUGCACCCGCACUGCUAAGCACCGCGCCCGACCGGACCCGCCACGGACCCGUCACGGACCCGCCCAGUGCCACCGACCAAGAUCCCAAGUCUGAAUGGUGCAUCUGAAUUCACGGUGCUUUAUACAUGGCACGGUCAGUGCUUUCGUACAAACGAGAGUAGGACCCUACAGGGCCGCGAGAUCUCUGAGAUCGACACGUUAUAUGUUCAAGUUUACACAACCCUUUAAUGAUACGUAAUUAUUAUAAUGCACACGUGAGUACACUAAUAAGGUUAAAUGUUAAAAUUAAGUACAGUUAGUCGCAGUCCUUCAGAACAAGUUUGAAUUGUAAGUAUAGGUAAACUUCUAUUCCCCUGUACAUAGUCUACAUUAAAUGUGCGAUCCGUGCCAUUGUCUGUUUAGCUUAAAAAUUAGUCAAUUUAAAAUUAGUGAGUAUCGUUAGAAGAAUUUGCACUACUCGUAUGAAGUGUAGACAGUGCGCGAUCGAGGCGGUCGGUUGUCCGGUUGGCCGGUUGAUUGUCCGGUCGGACGGUGGGAGUCGGUCGGUCGGACGGACGGAUGGCCGGACGGACGUUGUUGUGUAGUGCGUGCCACAGGACCGUCGCAACGUGUGAAGUGCGUUAAGACUUAAACAAACGACUGUUGACUUUUGUGUUAGUGUUUUAAAAGUUUUUUGUGCCAUUUUAAUAAUAUUAUAAUAGUGUGACAUCCGAACUUGAAUCUUUGUAAAUUAGUAAACGUAGUGUCAUCACAGAAGAUAAUAAAUUAUGUAUUGUAAAAUCUACAUUAUCUAUUGACAUAUUUAUACAUGAGAAUCAUAAUGAUAUUUACAUAAUAUGUAUACACGUCCCGUUAGGAACGAAUGUUAUUUAAAUAAGUAGGUAAUGUUAGCUAGAGAUGAGUAUAUAAUGGUACCACACGAAGCUUUAAAAUUUCUUAUGAUAACACUUGCACUCUAAGCAGAUUUGUAAGUAUAACAGUUUGAUCUUCACGGCCGCGAAGGCCCAGACAACGUUAAUCAUCUCUGUAGAAAUCACUUUGUUUUUAAAUGCCACUUUUGUACAAAACAAUGAUAACCCUCCAUCCAAAGGACGCAACGAGGAGCCAUUGCACUGGCUGUCCUAUUUUCGUACUGGACCGCGUUACCGCCGGUCGUUUUUGAUAUAAUCUCCAAAUAGUUUGGAUACAUUAUUAUAGUUUGGUCGUCUCACGUUCACAGACCAAAUAUCAAGUCAAUUUUGAAUACCUAUCAUAUACAUAUAUCGUGAGUAAUAUUGUUAAGUGUUUUAGAUUUAGUUAGUGGCUGCAUUGGUUUAAUGAGGACUAACAAAUUUGUUGAUUCCAUUUUUUAUUUUGUUAGUGUGAUCUGAAGUACACGUAUCGAUUUUGUUUCUACUUAAUCAUUAGAAUAUGCGGCUUUAAUCGCACAGAUUAUAUAUAAAAGAAUCAAAUAUCAUAUUUUGGUAUAGCACUAUAUUAAUAAAUCACUGUCCACCGUAUUUUUAGAUGAUAGUUGUCAGAACAAAUAGAGAAGAUAUUUAACAUAUUCUAUACGCAAACAGAUGUACUCGUAUGUGUAAACUAGUAUCGUCACCUUGCUUUCUUGAAUGUUGCCGAUCCUGACUGUACAUAGCCUUGGUGUCGUAAAAUCAACCCCGGGGCCCAGAGGGCACAUAUUUUAUAGUGGUAACAUAUAAUUAUUAUCGAUGUUGUUUAAUAUGUGUAUUGUUAGUGAAACUCAUGUUUGCUAAGAGUUUUGUACGCCAUGUUCGAUGUUACUGUUUAGCCUUAAGGGUCUGUUCGUCUUAGAGCAUUGUGACGUCAGACGUUCGCACAAUGCCACUGUUGUUGGUGCGGGUUGAUUUUCCGACAUAGCACUGUCCCUCAUAUCGUCUCACUGUAGAUGCCUUACUCACAGUGCCUAAAUAUACCAUAUUGUUCCAAAUUUGUAUGAUACGAUAGCAUUUUUGCUUUAAUAUUUUUCACAUCCUGGUAAUUUUUAAGUCUUUUGAUGAUGUUGAGUCUUUACGAUCGUAGUUUAACACUAAAUGUUUAUUCGAUGUGUAGUUAUCCGUAUACUGUGCUGCGGUCGAUUGUAAUAACUGUCGCUAUACCGUUUUGUGAAACAGUGAAACUGUUUGUAAACGAUGUGAUUGAAAUGUAUAAAUUAUUGUUAAGAGAAACUGCAUCGUAGGAUAUAAAACGUCGUUUUGACCCUUCAAAUCACAGUAACAAAAUGUUGAAAUUGUUUGUUAAAUUUGUACAGGGAAUAAUCCAGUUUCGAUGUUCGUAAGUCUGAACGCGUAAGGGAAAAAUGUAUUUUCGCAUUGUAAAAUAAAUAUAAGUACACGAUUAAUUUUAAAACGAAUUAAUAUUUUACUACUGGAGCAUAAUAAAUGUUGUCCUGUUAUUAAGGAACUGUAACAUGUAAUUACACUUAAUGUUAGAGUAUAUUGUUGAUGUGAUACAAAUUCCUACACUGCACUGUUACACUAUUGGGCCCAAUUUUCGUCUGCAUAAAUUUAUUGCAUCAAGCUUAGUUUUAAAUUUUUUCACAUCGAUAAAAUGUUAUCGAUAAACCUGUUAUUUAUCGAUGUGAACAUCGAUCUUGCAGAUACGUUUGCCAGUUUAUAAAACUCAAACCUGGGCCCUGUUUUAAGAUUUUAGAAGCGUUACCCGAAUGUUGUCUGUCAUUCGUUCCUAAUAGUUCCUUCAAUUGAGUCGAUGUGCUUUGUAUUAAAAAUUGCUCAAUCGUGUUUGUUUGGCGAUAAACCGAUGUCACUUUUCUUGUUGACUUACGGCCAAUCAACAAACGAUUCUACCAACUUCGACAGCGAAAAUGGACCAUUCAGAAUGAAGUUUGUUUCACAUGCUUUUAAUGACUUGUUUUGAUUGGUUCAUUCUUAUUGAUGCGAAGUUGGCAAAUUCGUUUGUUGAAACCAGCCGUUAUUUGAAAUGUUGCAAACUUUUGUACAGAUUGUCAUUGUGUUUAGUUGUGUGGUGUAAGUUUCAUUCGAGACAUGGUCCUUAGGCGUUAGUAAACCUAUAUCGAACAAUUAGAUGUACGUUAUCUUGUCUCUGAUAUUUAAUUUAAUUUGAUGGUACUUACAUCACAAGGCCGCCAAUCUUACCUACAUACCUAUCACGUAACAGAAGCACUAAUUAAUCGAAUAAUAUAUACUGGAAGUACACCGAUGAGUCCAAAAUCGUAGGUUUACUUAGAUUGAUUUGCACGGAUAUGUUUAUUGGAAUUAAAUUAAGUGGAAAACACAUUCAGAAACUCGAUUAUAUGCAAAAUAAAAUGAUAAAUAAUUUUAUCGUUUGCACAGAUUUUAAUUAUAAUCUACAUACAUUGUAUAAAAUAAACAGUUAAGCUGGUAUUGGGAGCAUUAUUUCCGAGGUUGUGAGCUUUGCUAUCGGGAAUGAUUUCAAUGUUUAAUUAAUUAAAUAUACAUAUAUAAAUAUAAUUAAUUCAUUUUGAACGCACAACCGUGUUGUGUGUGUUUAUGUAAAAAGUGUUUGCUUGGUUUUGUUUUGUAGAUGUACCUACUUUCGUGUACGCGUUUACCCUCUUUAACCUGCUGUGUGACAAUAGCAAAGCCAUUUUAAUUAUAAUCUAGUUGGUUGCAUUUAAAUGAAACUUAGUCAUAAGUACGAAAUAGUUCAGUGAAUGAUACGUCACAGUAGAUGUCGCUACUUGCUAUACUUACGUGUUAUGUUUCUCGUAUAGUUUUGCUAUUGCACCACAGUCGCGAACAACCCACAUAGAGUAUAGGUAUAUAAUACAUAUCCUUAUUGAAUACUCAAAUCGAUUUCACAUUUAAUUUCUCGUAACAACAGUUGUGCAAUACAUAUUAUUACAAAAUGCUUAGGUAGGUAUUUAGGUAUAUUUUCGUUUGAAUUUACAAAGAAUGCAAAAUCUGUUGUGUAUUUUAUCGAUAUUUUUACUGAUAAUGCGAGAGAUGAUGUCGAUGUAUCGAUGGAGUCUCUCGGGAAUUUAAGUCAUAAUGUAUAAUUAUUUUUUAAGAUAAGGCCGGGCCAAAUAUUGCAUUAAUGUAGGUCGUACGGCGCCUGUAUUUCUGUGUUGCGGCAGGAUUCACCUGCCCUUUGUAUGUAUAAAUUAAUUGUAUGAUGAAUGAACAUCUCAGUGGCUGAAUGAAAUAUCAAUGUUUAUCAACAGUGUUAGAAAAAUUGUUAUAAAUUAUUUUGAUGACUGUUCGAAGGAUAAUAAAGAGUUGGAUGUCAA
This is a messenger RNA of Manduca sexta (tobacco hornworm), 5880 nucleotides long. It is a transcript of the gene Mef2, whose product is annotated as myocyte-specific enhancer factor 2. Gene Ontology annotation, molecular function: RNA polymerase II cis-regulatory region sequence-specific DNA binding; protein dimerization activity; DNA-binding transcription factor activity, RNA polymerase II-specific. NCBI's taxonomy places the organism in Eukaryota, Metazoa, Arthropoda, Insecta, Lepidoptera, Sphingidae. Gene Ontology annotation, biological process: positive regulation of transcription by RNA polymerase II; cell differentiation. The record is from RefSeq and is a predicted model, not a curated record. The coding region runs from base 339 to 1598 and encodes 419 amino acids. The transcript has 9 exons.